Messenger RNA from Cajanus cajan (pigeon pea), 929 nucleotides. RefSeq names its product thioredoxin O1, mitochondrial. Lineage: Eukaryota; Viridiplantae; Streptophyta; Magnoliopsida; Fabales; Fabaceae. The record is from RefSeq and is a predicted model, not a curated record.
UGUUUUAGAGAGAAUGCGUCGUAAGGAAGUAAACCCUAGGGGAUAAAGAAAAGCGUUUAUUGUUUGAAAGUUUGUGAAGUGAGAAAAGGCAAGCAGGAGAAGAGAGGAAGGAUAUGGCGAGAAUGUGGGUGGUUCGAUCCUUGGCAGUUGGGCAUGCGAUAAAGAAUAGGGUUCGCCCAAUCUUCUUCAACGCUCACCACCGUCUUCCUUCGCUCCCAUCCAAACCCUCUCUCUUCGCCACCGCCGUCGCCUCCUCUCAGCUCUCCUUCCUCCCCUCCUUCCACCACUCCCACUCCCUCUCCUCCGCCGCAGCUCCUUCCGACGUUGUCCUCAUCAAUUCCGAGGAAGAGUUCAACAACAUCCUUACCAAAGUUCGAGAUGACUCGCUGCACGCCAUCUUCUAUUUCACUGCGGUCUGGUGUGGGCCUUGCAGGUUUAUUUCUCCUAUAGUUGGGGAGCUUAGCAAGAAGUACCCUCAUGUAACAACAUAUAAGAUUGACAUUGAUCAGGAAGCAAUUCAAGGCACAUUGGGCAAGUUGCAGAUUACAUCUGUGCCAACACUUCAUUUCUUUCAGAAUGGGAAAAAGGCUGAUGAGCUUAUAGGUGCUGAUAUUGCACGAUUAAACCAUAUCACAGAGAAACUAUUCAAGAAGGACUGACUUUGAUUUUAAGGCGGGAAUGACGAUUGCUGAAUGGACAAUGAUUGCAAAAAUGAUUGACCUGCUGCCGCUUUGUGACUAUCUAGGCGUCUCUCCUUCGUCUGGUCUGGUGUCAAUUCCUUUGCUUAGUAUUGAAUUGUUACCUACAGUCAUCAUUUAAUUGUAUUUUUAUAAUUUCCAUGAGAAGCAAGAACAUGCACAGCUGUGUAGCACAUGGGAUAUUUGUUAAUAAAAAUGCUUAUAUGGAAGGAAUAUUGAGAAGUUACACCA